This is a messenger RNA of Bombus terrestris (buff-tailed bumblebee), 2791 nucleotides long. Its product is annotated as putative fatty acyl-CoA reductase CG5065. Gene Ontology annotation, molecular function: alcohol-forming very long-chain fatty acyl-CoA reductase (NADP+) activity. Gene Ontology annotation, biological process: long-chain fatty-acyl-CoA metabolic process. Gene Ontology annotation, cellular component: peroxisome. The coding region runs from base 1127 to 2464 and encodes 445 amino acids. The transcript has 11 exons. NCBI's taxonomy places the organism in Eukaryota, Metazoa, Arthropoda, Insecta, Hymenoptera, Apidae. The record is from RefSeq and is a predicted model, not a curated record.
UUGUCCUACGUUUCGCUUUCCUUUCGCGAAACUUCCGUUUCCGCGAACGUUUGAUACGAACGUUUCAGGUCGAGUGCUUCAUGAAGACGUGACAGAGCAAUCACGCGUUGACUCGUGAUGGAGAGAGUUUUCCUUGUUCCGUUUCACGAUCAACUGAGUUUCGAGAGUCACGCGCAAAGAGAGUUUCUUUCUUCGAUCGGUUUCUUUAGUUAAAUAAAAUGAUUGGCAUUGUGAAAGUAGUUGGGACUUUUAAUUGGAAAGCUUGCGAGAUUUUGUCAGAUUGCAAUUGAGAUCGUAACUUUCGACAAGUUAUAAAGCUAUAUUUUUAAGCAAGUAGGUAUUGAAGUUCUGAAUUAUUUUCUGAAUUCUGAAGUCAAGGAAAUUACGUAUUCGAAGGCAAAUGACUUGAAUAGUAAGGACGAAUGUCGAAAUUUGAAAAAAUAUUUCAAGCCAGAGAAAUAACAGAUUCACCGAUGCAUUCACUUCAGAGUUUAGUUUCUACUAUUUGAAGCAAUAUUUCAUCUACUGGUUUAUUCUAGAAGGUUGACAAAAGUGGUCUUUUGAGAGAAACAAGGGUCCCGAUCAGAUCUGCUUAGAACAGAUAGACUUAUUCCACUAGCUCCACUGUCAGUAGUACGAGUCGUCUUUAGUCAGACCAUCGGAACAGGAAAUAUUCCCAAAAUAAAGCAGAUUGGUUUCAAAGUUGACCAAUACAAUCAUUGCACUCGUGUCUCAUUACAGUGCUAAUGAAGUUUCAAAAUAUUUUAUCCAACACAUACAACACGGACAUAAAACUUUUCAAUGGGUGAAGGAACGAAGGAAGAGAGAGAGGAAAAUUUCGAGAAACUGGGAAGUUACGCACGGGAGACUUACCAAUCGUAAGGAAGCUUACAAUCAGCGGAUUUGCUCGGAAUGCUGAAAAACAAUAUUUAUAUCAGACGAAACGUGGGCAAGAGACUGUUCGACGAAGAUACUCGUACGAAAUAUUAUUCGAACGAGGGCCUACGUGAUUCCGUGUACGUGCUCAUCGAUUCGUAGAGAAGGUGUAAGACUGUGAAACUCGUAGACUGGCAGAGAGGCCGAUCGACGGCCUACGUUGCCUCUCUUCUGCCGAAGAAUCGAGCGAAUGACGAGAAUCGAAAAGAAGGACGGUUUUAUUCGAUUAACGUGUUACCCGAUAUCGAAAAUCUACGAUAGCGUGAGAGCGAAAUGUCCCUCGGUUCUCGGCAGAGUACAGCCCGUAAGGGGUGACGUGAGCCUGCCGAAUCUAGGUCUCUCGCCGGAAGACAGGAAUCUGUUGCUGAAGAAAGUGAACAUAGUGUUCCACAUGGCUGCCACGGUAAGAUUCAACGAGCCGCUGAGCGCGGCUGUUAAUAUGAAUACGAAAGGUACUGCUCGUAUCAUCGAACUGUGCAAGGAACUGAUACACGUAAUUAGCAUCGUCCACGUUAGCACAGCUUACAGCAACGCGAAUCUACCGCAGAUCGAGGAGAAGGUAUACACCACGAGUUUGGAACCUUCUACGGUGAUCAACAUGUGCGACAAACUGGACAUCGAAUUGAUCAACAUGUUAGAGAAGAAGAUCUUGGAAACUCAUCCGAACACGUACACGUUUACGAAGAAUCUAGCAGAGCAGAUUGUAGCUAGCGACAGCAAAGGUUUACCAGUUGCGAUAGUACGACCAAGUAUAAUCGGUGCCUCGCAGGAAGAACCGUGUCCUGGUUGGCUAGAGAAUAUCUUUGGAGUUACAAAUAUCUUUCUGCAAAUCAGCAAAGGUUCUGCGAAAGCUAUAUGGGGCAGGAAGGACGCGAGAUUGGAUUUAGUGCCUGUGGAUUUCGUAGUCGACACGAUAAUGUGCGCCGCGUGGCACGUCACGCUACAUCAUCGCGAUAAUGAAGUUAAGGUUUACAACUGCACGAGUAACGCGUACCCUUUUAAAUGGGGUCAGAUGAAAGAUGCCAUCGUGAAAUGUAGCAUAGAAACGCCGCUGAACGGUACAUUAUGGUACCCGGGUUGUCCGAUGGUAGCUAACAGAUAUAUUUACAACGCCCUCAACCUAAUCCUGCACGUUCUACCCGCGUUCGUCAUAGACAUCUUUUUAAGAUUUCGCGGUAGUAAGCCAAUAAUGAUGAAAAUUGUCAAAUAUUGCUAUCAACUCGUAACAGUGACAGCGUAUUUUACCAUGCACGAAUGGACCUUCCAGAGGGAUAACAUUACCGACAUGGUAAAGAAAGUGAAAACGUUAAAAGACGGCGAUGUCGUGAAACUAGACUUGCAGCAUAUGAAUUGGGAGAAAUAUAUCGCAACAUACAUGAUGGGAAUUAAGAAAUUCAUUCUGAAAGAAGAUCUUGAAUCUAUGGAUGCUGCCAGACAACGAUUAUCAAAGUUGUACUGGAUACAUCAGACAACUCAAAUAUCCGCUAUAAGCUUUUUACUGUGGAUAAUAUUACGCGUUACGUACUGAUCAUUCGAACGUUAUUUCUUCUACUUGAAUGAAAAAAAAGUAAAUAAGAAUUUAUGAAAAAAGGAAUCAUUAUCCGUUUCAUUUAUAAUCAGGUCACUUCAUUUAUAGUAUUGCUUGUUUUGUCUAUAAAAUUUUAAUAAGGAUAUAUAUAUAUUUAUACACAUACGCUUUGAAGUUUGUAAACAAAUCAUACAUGACAAUUUCGAUACUUCAUGCUGUUUGUUGUACAAUAUUUGCGAAUUCUUGUGUGUUAUCUCUGAAUGCACGUAUCUUCGAAGAUCCUUCCAUUAAAUUAAAACAAAAAAUAAAAUGUGCUGAAAUAUUUAA